This is a messenger RNA of Eupeodes corollae, 2571 nucleotides long. RefSeq names its product F-box/LRR-repeat protein 4 (gene Fbxl4). NCBI's taxonomy places the organism in Eukaryota, Metazoa, Arthropoda, Insecta, Diptera, Syrphidae. The transcript has 11 exons. Gene Ontology annotation, molecular function: protein binding. Bases 497 to 2419 code for a protein of 640 amino acids. The record is from RefSeq and is a predicted model, not a curated record. Gene Ontology annotation, biological process: SCF-dependent proteasomal ubiquitin-dependent protein catabolic process. Gene Ontology annotation, cellular component: SCF ubiquitin ligase complex.
CAAAAAAAAAAAAGAAAACAACACUUUUUCAAGUACACUACCAGAAAUAUACACAAAAGAAAAACAAUAAAGUUUGAGCAGGAGCAUUAAAAAGGUCAAAGGACAUCAUCAAUGUUCCCCCAAUGUGUAUAGAGCCAUAAAAGCCCACGAAAACCUCAUUCAAAGGUCAAGACUAAGAAAAAAAUGUCAACCAAAAUCCAAAAACACUCCUUUGUAUACAAAGUUUAGUGAGCUAUGCACUUUGCAGUAAUUUAAUUAAAUUGCACUUUGAAGCUUUUACGUUUUGUUGUCCAUCUGGCAAACAGAAAAGUUUGUUUUAUUAGUUUGUGUUGCUUAGCAAAAACCUAUUGUUGUGCCAUAUUUUUGUUGGGUUUUUGAGCAGAGCGGAAAAUCCAGUCCAACAAAUGCAACUCUUCUAAAAAUAUACCCUCAAGGAGUGACUUGCACAACGUGUUGCUAUAAUUCUUGCGUCUGUUCGACCAUAUAAAUUCUUCCAAUGUCUACCUCCGACGAUGAACCGCCAGCAUCAUUGGUUAAUGACUUCACAGAUGGGAGCACAUCUUCAAUCUACGACGAGAUCUAUGAUGCCACAGAUUACAAGACAAGCUACUACUCCGAUGUACUGGUCAAUCAAUAUGCACAGGCGGUGAUUGACUUCAGUUCGCAAUACGGAAGUGAUUACAGUAUUUCGUAUACAGCGCUCAAUAUUACCGGGCGACCAUCGAAAUUUCCAGACUAUGGAGAUUUCCCCGAAACAUUUGCCAUGCGCACUUAUGGCAAAUGGUGGGACUUGGCUCCGUCCAGGGUGCAAGAGAUUAAGCCACAAAAUUUACCCAGUAUACCGGCGCAUGAUUUCAUUGUCAUACGCUUUGAACAAUAUGUUAUUCCGGAAGAAUUGGUUAUAUUCGAAACCUACAAUCCAGGUGCGAUUGUUCGAAUUUGGGCUCACACUGCUGCUGAAAAAUGGAUUUGUCUUUGGGAGGUUGCUCCCAAGGCUUAUGCUAAUAUAAGUGCAAGUCGGUUUUCCCCACCGCUUAAAAAAAUACUGCUGCCUACAAACACUAUAAGACUGGAAUUCAAUCACAGCCUCUUGCAUUAUUUUACCGAAAUCGAUGGUGUAGUAUUAGUAGGCAAAAAAUCAAGUGUUUACAAUAACCAGGAUAUCAUAAACUUCUGCAAGACACGCCAUCGAAAAGGUCGUAUAGUUCGUAAAUUGGAAAGCAUGAAAUUCCGACCGAAUUUCACAGAAAAUCCUCAAAGUUUAAUGGACUUUUUAAAGAACGAUCUGGAAAAGUUCAUUGAAGAAACAGCUAUGAUCUCAGUGAGUGAUGGAGAGUCGAGAGAUCAACAUACAGUUAAACUUGGACUGAGUGAUAUGCCUUUUGAAAUUUUACUUAAUAUUUUCUCGCAUUUGGAUUUAAUAUCGUUGUUUCGUGUUGGUCAAGUUUCAAAAUUCCUCUAUGAUGUUUCCACACACCCAUUACUCUAUAGUGAAUUAAAUUUAAAACCAUAUUGGCAUUUGGCUACAUCAGAACUGCUAUGCACUUUGGCCAAGAGAUCAACUUUAAUGAAAAAACUUGAUAUAUCUUGGUGUGGGUUGUUUAAUUCAAUUUCACCAACUGAGUUUAAAAAAUUUAUUCAACAACGUGGUGAUAAUCUGACACAUUUAAGACUUAACUCAUGUAGAUUUCUUAAUGCAAGUUGCAUUGAAACAGUUGGCAUUGUCUGUGAUAGUCUGAAAGAGCUCUCUCUGAGAAACUAUUCUAUAGAUCCGCCCAUCCUUAAUUUUUCCUGUUUGGCUAAUCUUAAAAACUUGGAACGACUCGAUCUUUUCCGCACUGUCAUAGAACCUGACCUGUUGUUAACUAUGCUCGAAAGUAAUCGAAAACUUAAACAUCUUAAUUUAGCAUUUUGUGGUAUUGGAGUGAAUAUGGACGAUGUUGCAAUACAAAUAGCAAAAUACAAUCAGCAACUGAUAUCUCUCGACAUGUGGAAAUCUCACUCCCUGUCUUUCAAAGGUCUCCAAGCAUUGUCCUUGUGUCAUGAACUUGAAGAAGUUGACUUCGGUUGGUGUUUAAGAGAAGAACCAUUGCCUGGUGAAAGCCUUAAAAGCCUACUCAUUGGUUGUCCUAAGCUUAAGAAACUCUUUUUAGCUGCUAUUCGAGGCAUAACCGAUCGUGAUGUUGAAAAUAUUGCCAAUUUGUGCCCAAAUCUUGAACAGCUAGAUCUUAUGGGAGUGCUAGGCAUUUCCACAGAACGAUGUUUUGAAAUACUCCAAAAGUGCAAAAAACUAAAAUUACUUGAUUUAAGUUUUUGUGACAAUAUCGAUGAAAAUCAAAUCGCUAGAUGGUGCAAUAUGUUCAAAGUGGAUAUUAAGCGGAGCUUUGUUCCACCAGAUUUUCUAACUCACUAUGACUAAAAAUGAAAUCAUGAGUUUAAAAUUCUCUUUUUAUAUUUGUAAACUUAAACAAAACAAAACAAAAAAUUUAAAUGUAGCUUUGCAAGGAAAAUGUCUAUUUUAUUACGAAAGAAAAUUAUAAUGUCGUUCAGAUGUUUUUUUAUAUAUAUGUA